AUGUACGCAUCUCGAACAGCCUGUUCAAGAUGCUCAUCACAGUUGAGAUCAGUUCCGACCUCAGCCAAGCGGCUUGGGGCUGCAGCUUCGUAUUCAACCACAGCUGAUAUUCCUGAUACACCCAGGAUCAGAACAAGGACAGCUUCACAGUCAGCCAACACCAGCAGAGAGUCAAAACAAACCCACAAUGGGCCGAUAUCAUGGGCCAAUGCAUUCAAUCAUAAGCAGAAAUCAGAGCAGGACCCUGCAUUGGCACUUUUCAAAGAAAUCGUGAGCCGUGCCGAUCAUGAAGCUACCCCAAGCACCGAGGCUGUCAGUGGACCUAUGCCUGUAGUCACUGAGAUUGAAAUUAGCGCAAGACUCAAGGAAGUCAUGUCUAGAGGGUUCAACCCCAAGGAGCGCUAUAACAUCUUCCGCGAUGAAAUCUGGCCCAGUAUCGUCGGUCUUGAAGGCCAGAUCCCCAAGACUAUCUACACAGCUGUAACCCAACUGCUCAGCAGUGAGUGUGAACACAUGUUUCAAAAUGGUCUAUUCAAGAACAGCCACGAUAUAGCUGAGAAGUACCGGGCGCUUGGGGACUAUAGCCUUCGCAUACGAAACGAUCUCAUUCUCAACAUGUGUGCCAAGCUCUUGCAGCACAAGAAUGAGUCCAAUGGCCGCACCGCAAUAAGGAUGGAGAUUCUCAAAAUGUGGCAGCAUAUUUCUCAGCUCAAGCGACCCAGUGAAGCCGAUAAGGAGGCGCGCUUCGCACUACCCAGCGUCACAGAGGUGUUGAAGGAUGCGGAGUAUAGCAGGGAUGACUCGACGGCGCAAGCAGGGACACAGGCAUCUCGAGCGUUGGCCUCUUUGUUCCUUCAACUACCACCGCCACAAGCCAUUGAAGUCAUCCCUUCACUACUGGCUACCCUCGCUAUCACUUCAGAUAACAGAUUUUCUGGCUCUGACUACAGGACGCAGUUGUCGCCUUUACUAAUACUUGUCCGAGCGGUGCUCUCCAAGUACAAAAUCAAACAAGCUGAUAUCGAUAAUAUCGUAUCAAAAACCUCAAAACUUCCCCCCGAGAAGCUGACCACAGUCAAGGAGUAUGCCACGCAACAAUGGGCUCUUGCAUCAGAUAUGGUCAUGGGUGAAUCUCAAGCCUGGGUGAAAGCCUCAUCUCAGGGUCCAUAUCCGGGGGCGAGAACCAGUGUCAACGGCUUUCACAAGCAAUUACGAACAGCUUAUAGGGCACGCAACAAAAGUGCCGUUGGAUCUGUGUGGGACAACAUGUUAGUGGCCUUGCGCGACAACCCAAGUAUCAAACCCCAGCUGGCUCAAGAUCGUGAAUUCCUCGAUUUUUGGAUCUUUGUGUGGUGUGCAAUUCGUCGUUAUCCAAGAGUUCAGGAGACACUGGACCUAAUGCGCUCGCUUGAUGUCGAGCCAACAGUCAGAACAUAUACAAGUAUGUUGCACGGAUGGAAGAUGUGCAAGGAUAUUGGCAAGAUCGAGGCAUUAUGGGAUCAACUUGUCAAGUCUGGCAUGAAGCUCGACAGUGUCAUCUGGACUGAGCGUGUGUCGGCGCUUAUUGAGCUCGGCCAGCAUCGCAAAGGUCUACAGGCCCUCGCGGAGAUGGUAGAAAACUGGCAACGCGCAGUUAAGAAAGGAAAACAGUCUCAAGCUGUUGAGCCUAGUAUCGAAGCCGUCAACGCUGCCUUCAAGAGUCUGUUGAAUACAGACCCCAAGGCCGCACACGAUCUGCUGGCGUGGGCUGGAAAACAGGGUCUCGCUCCAAAUACUCGCACCUACAACAUCAUCAUCCGCGAGACGAUUCGCAUGGGCCAUCACAAGAACCUCGGCGAGCUCUUACAGUCUAUGCAGAAGGAGGGCAUCGAGCCUGACUCGGCUACCUUUACCAUUCUGCUCGAGUCUCUUAUUGGGCGUAUGGAUGAUGCCAGUGCUGAGGAGCAAGUUGUUGCUAUCAAAGAAGUCUUCAACCAUAUUGAGCAAGCUGAACUCAAGCCUAAUCUCGAGACAUAUGGCAAGAUGCUUUACGCUCUGGAUGGUCUUCCCAACUGCUCUGACGAUGUUGUUGCUGCCCUGCAGCAACAUAUGCGCGACAACGGCUUUGGUCCUGUUCUAACACCUCACAUGAUCACUAUUCUGGUUGAGCGCGCGCUUCGUCAUGAUCCUCCUGAUAUCAACAAGAUCCGCACUCUACUCAAGGACAACAAUCUGACAAAGGUGUCCAGCGGCGACCAGACCCUGUGGGAGCGAGUCAUGACCGCCCACGCCAUCGGCGGUGAUGUUCGAGAAGCCAUGUCUAUCUUUGACGAUCUCGCCGAUGCCGGCCGCCCUGUCACAUCGCUCUCGUGUCUCAAGGAUUUGAUGCAAGCGCUUUUGGAAAAUGAAGACACGGAGUCGGCCAAGAGAGUCGUGGAUGUUGUUCUCAAGGAUAAGCUUCAUGAUAGGGAGAGCAAGAGUGCGAAUGAGCGAUACUGGAGACAUCAUUUCUGGUUUCUGGCUCAGACCAAUGGUUUGAUAGACAGCCAGAAGUUGAGGCAGUAUGCGCGUUCAUAG
This is a messenger RNA of Fusarium tjaetaba, 2556 nucleotides long. RefSeq names its product glutathione s-transferase. Lineage: Eukaryota; Fungi; Ascomycota; Sordariomycetes; Hypocreales; Nectriaceae. The transcript has a single exon. The record is from RefSeq and is a predicted model, not a curated record. Bases 1 to 2556 code for a protein of 851 amino acids. Gene Ontology annotation, molecular function: protein binding.